GGGAAAACGACGUAACAACGUGAUGGUGGGGAGAAGAAAAAUUAAAAAAUGGCAAUCGAAUUUCAACUCGGAUUUCCCCCCGCAUUCCUUCUUUCACUCUUUUUAGCCAUUGUUUAUGUUGGCAGUUUAUAUAUAUGGAAGACGUCUGCCGAUCGAGAUAAUCCAGACACCAUAAAGAGACGCUUUCUUAGUGUAUCCAUUGUCUGCCUCCUUGCUCCUCCAUUUCUUUGGAUUUUUUCCUCAAACUCCGAUGCACCGGAUGCACGCACAUUAUGGGAGUGGUUAGGAAUUAGAAUUUCUGGGAUAAUUCCCGCCUCUGUUCUUCCAUUUGUUCUAACCUUUGUCUUGUUCCUUGGCCCAGUAGUUCUUCAGUAUGUGGAGGGUAUAAUAUAUGUUUUCGUUGAUCCAAGGUUUUGGUGGGCAAGCCUCCGAGACAUCUACUGGCUAAGAAAUCAUGUUGUGGCCCCCUUCUCAGAGGAAUUCAUCUUCCGUGCCUGCAUGCUGCCAUUGUUAGUCCCAAGUCUUGGUGCCACGAGAGCUAUAUUUAUGUGUCCACUCCUGUUUGGAGUAGCUCAUUUACAUCAUGUGUAUGAAAUGGUAAAACAAGGAACGCAGUUCCAAGAUGCUUUGUUCGUUUGCUUGUUCCAGUUCGUAUAUACAACUCUAUUUGGAAUAUACUCAGGGUAUCUGUUUGUUCAAACAGGGCACUUGGCAGCACCAGUCAUUGUUCAUGCCUUUUGCAACCACAUGGGAUUCCCCAACUUUGGAGCCGUUUUAUCGUACAAGAGAUUACAGACAAGACUUUUCCUCAUGGCUGCCUUUACUCUAGGACUUGUUGGUUGGGUUAUCUCUGUCCGCCGCAUUACAGAACCCAGUUUAUACAGCAAUCAUAUCUACUCACUGGAUAUAUAGGACAUGUCAGCAUCAUUUUCAGUUACUUGUUUGAAAAAGAUCUCAAUACAGUUCAAAGGAGAGAAACAACCUCCAACUGCGUUGACCGGAUCUCGCGCCUGGAAACGCAUGCCCAGUGUGAACAUGAAGGCCCAAGUAACAGUGAAGAAAAGUAGCAUUUGUCUUGUCGCAGCUCCCCAUAUCUCAGUUAGUUAAGAAAGUUAAGAAUCUUUGGUGAAUGGAAAAGGGGGCUACAAUGACCCCUUUAUCUUACUUGUUGUCUUUAGAUAUUUACUUGUGAUAUUUAUUUGAGAUAUUUAGUUGUAUAGAAAAAUUGAGAAUGUAGUUAAGUAAGUGUGAACACUUAAAGUGUUUUUGUAUAUGUUGGUAGGGUACUUAU
Molecule: messenger RNA, 1291 nt
Organism: Lineus longissimus
Lineage: Eukaryota; Metazoa; Nemertea; Pilidiophora; Heteronemertea; Lineidae
Product: CAAX prenyl protease 2-like
Exons: 9
Coding region: 49-912 (287 amino acids)
Biological process (GO): CAAX-box protein processing
Cellular component (GO): endoplasmic reticulum membrane
Molecular function (GO): metalloendopeptidase activity
Source: RefSeq, a predicted model, not a curated record